GUUCAAGAACCAUGUCCAAAGAAAGAGACGGAUCCAUAUCCAGGGAACGAGACAGAUCAAGGUCGCAAUCCAGCUCCAGGUCCAGAGAGAGAGACCGAUCAAGAUCCAGAGGACGUGACAGAUCCAGGUCCAGAGAGCGAGACAGAGACCGGGGGCGCUACGACAGAGGCCGCUAUACACGGGAUCGCUAUGAUGAUCGCCGUGACGAUAGGGACGGGCCGUAUGACCAUUGGAGCAACCGGGAUGCGGAGUCAGAUCACCGGAGGCGAGGUCGCUCCGGCUCCCCCCCAACGGACAGGGAGCCGGGGGCUGCAGAGGAGCCACCGGUUAAGAAGAAGAAGGAGGAGAUCGACCCCAUUCUGACGAGGACGGGUGGAGCUUACAUCCCCCCCGCCAAGCUGCGCAUGAUGCAGCAGCAAAUCACUGACAAGAGCAGCCUGGCCUAUCAGAGGAUGAGCUGGGAGGCCCUAAAGAAGUCCAUCAACGGUCUGAUUAACAAAGUCAACGUGUCCAACAUCGUCCAAAUCAUCCAGGAGCUGCUGCAGGAGAACAUCGUCAGGGGGAGGGGUCUGCUGUCUCGCUCGGUGUUGCAGGCUCAGGCGGCUUCGCCGACCUUCACUCACGUGUACUCGGCCGUCGUCGCCAUCAUCAACUCCAAGUUCCCUCAGAUCGGAGAGCUGAUCCUUAAGCGCCUCAUCCUAGCCUUCAGGAGGAGCUACCGCCGCAACCUCAAGCAACAGUGUCUGACAGCCUCAAAGUUUGUGGCACAUCUCAUCAACCAGAAUGUGGCCCAUGAGGUCCUUUGCCUUGAGAUGCUCACUCUGCUGCUGGAGCGUCCGACCGACGACAGCGUGGAGGUCUCCAUCGCCUUCCUGAAGGAGUGUGGACUCAAACUGACCGAGGUUUCCCCGCGAGGAAUCAAUGCCAUUUUCGAGCGGCUCAGGAACGUCCUGCACGAGUCGGCCAUCGAUAAGAGGGUCCAGUACAUGAUCGAGGUGAUGUUUGCCAUCAGGAAGGACGGUUUCAAAGACCAUCCAGUGAUCCCAGAGGGCCUGGACCUGGUGGAUGAGGGCGACCAGUUCACCCACAUGCUGCCGCUGGACGACGAGUACAACACUGAGGACAUCCUGAACGUGUUCAAGAUGGACCCAGACUUCCUGGAGAACGAGGAGAAAUACAAAACCAUUAAAAGAGAUAUCCUGGACGAGGGCAGCAGCGACUCGGGGGAGGAGGCCGACGGCAGCGACGAAGAUGAAGACGACGAAGAGGAGAAUGCGGAGGAGGGAGGAGAUGAGAAGGUCACCAUCUAUGAUCAGACAGAAGUCAACCUGGUUGCCUUCAGAAGAACCAUCUACCUUGCUAUCCAGUCCAGUUUGGACUUUGAGGAGUGCGCUCACAAGCUCAUCAAGAUGGAGUUUCCCGACAGCCAGACGAAGGAGCUUUGUAACAUGAUCCUGGACUGCUGCGCACAACAGAGAACCUACGAGAAGUUCUUUGGUCUGCUGGCCGGGAGGUUCUGUCUGCUGAAGAAGGAGUACAUGGAGAGCUUCGAGGGGAUUUUUGCGGAACAGUACGAAACGAUUCACCGGCUGGAGACCAACAAGUUGAGGAAUGUGGCUCGGCUGUUUGCUCACCUGCUCUACACGGACUCCGUGCCCUGGAGCGUGCUGGAGUGCGUCCGGAUGAGUGAGGAGACCACGACGUCGUCCAGCAGGAUCUUUGUUAAGAUUCUUUUCCAGGAGCUCUGCGCCUACAUGGGCCUCCCCAGACUCAACCAGAGGCUCAAAGACCAGACUCUGCAGCCAUACUUUGAAGGUCUCUUCCCUCGUGAUAAUCCCAGAAAUACUCGCUUCGCCAUCAACUUCUUCACGUCUAUCGGACUGGGAGGACUUACGGACGAGUUGAGGGAACAUUUGAAGAACGCUCCCAAGAUCAUCAUGACUCAGAAACAGGAAGUGGAAUCCUCAGAUUCCUCCUCAUCUUCAUCCUCCUCUUCGUCUGACUCCUCCUCCUCCUCGGACUCCUCCAGUGAAUCAGACUCCUCCAGCAGCAGCUCAGGUAUGUCAUACUGUUUUUAAGUGUUAAAUUGUGUGCUGUGUUCUUCUGAAGAGCCUGAUGUGUGUAUUAUAUUCCCUCUUGACCUCCAGACUCAGACAGCAAACACAGAAAGAAAAAGA
This is a messenger RNA of Gasterosteus aculeatus aculeatus (three-spined stickleback), 2177 nucleotides long. Lineage: Eukaryota; Metazoa; Chordata; Actinopteri; Perciformes; Gasterosteidae. The record is from RefSeq and is a predicted model, not a curated record.